CGUUUACCAUAAUUUAGAGAGUAGACCUUCACCUUUAGAAAAUUGUAAACUGAAGAAAAUUGACGUCGAAGUUUCACUUUGAGGAGUUUCUGCUUGAUUAUACCAAAAUUUCACUUGGCUGAACCAUGUCAGAAAACACAGACUUUGGAAAUAAGAGAAAAAUUGAAUGUAACACCAAUGCAGCUUCACCAAUUAGCUUUAAGAAAGCAAGGUAUGCAUGGCAGAUCAAAGGAAACAGAAGGGCGUGCCCAGAAGGUGGUGUUUCAACUUCAAGUCAACAAAAAAAUGGCAGAGAUAAGUCAAGGAACAAUACAAGUAUGCAAGAAAGUACAAAUGCCAGAACUUUUAUCCAAAAUAAUUCUGUGGAUCGGAAUCCAAUUGAAAACCAUUUACCUGUGGUACAUAGGUUUAAACAUUAUUCAUGUGAUCACAUUUCCGAAACUACUCAUUUGCCAAAAUUGAGCACAUUUAUGCAUGCAUCAAGUCAUGUUCAAAAUUAUGAUUUACAAGAAGAUUCAGAUGUCAUGGAACCAUUUGAGGCACAGAUGACUACAUCUGUCAAACAGCUAAACAGAGCAAGAGAGUGUGUAGAUCGCAUAUGGCGCAGAGAAGAAGAAAUGGGCCAUGCAAUUGUAGACAAUAUGGUAAAUAAGAUACUUGAAGAAAUGGGUAUGUGUCCUGACCUUGAAACAAAUAAAGACAAGCCCACAACCAUGGCGAAAAAGUUCCUUGAAAGUUGCGGCGUUGACUUUGCUAUUGGAAGCCAGGGGCUGAACCCAAGACUUCAACAUUUGUGUGAUGAAAAUGAUAAUUUUUCAGACAUUGACAUCGAGGAAAGGUUCACUAGACAGAAUUGUGAGAAUGGUGGACCAAUAGUAGUUAAGACUGAGACGCAAGUAAGAAACAGCGAAUUAGAACAAUCUGACUAUAACUGCAAUACAUAUUCACAAAUGUCUUUCAAUGACUUAGGGAAUUUACCUGAUCAAAGGAAAAGUAGGAGGAGAGAAGAAAUUGCUUCCAGAAGUAUGGAAACAGCUAGUGACAAUUUGUAUUCAAAUACAAGUGAUAUACCAACAGCAAUAAAGGAUUCUCAAGCAAUAACUGAGACUGAAAAACUAGAGUACAUGAAUCUUGAGACAAUUGAAGAUUUGGCUGUGUCAGCUGCAAUAUUUUCCAGCGGUCUUGCUAUUCCUUGAAGUGCUGUUGAUUUCUUUAAAAUAUAUUUUUUGGUUUAGGUUUCACACUACUUUAACAUCAAAAUAAGACUUGUUGGUGAAUUGUGCGUAAAAUGUAUUUUAUUUAUUUUCAUUUAGAUAUGAUAUUUUAGUAUUUAACUUAUAAACUUGGAGUACUGAUGUAUUCCAAGUUAGAAUUAUUUCAUAGAGCAUUAGCCAAAGGGUUUCGUUACAAAACAUCAAAAUGAUAAACUGUUGAUAAGCUAUUGAUACACAUGUACAUGAUGCAAAGGUUUAAUUUAAUUUUUUAUUAUAACUUUGGUUUACAAUAUUUUUAUUCCAUUUACAGACUAUGUUUUACAGUUUUGGAAUUUAUUCUUGAUUUUAUUGUUGAACAAUUGUUGCAUGAUAUAUUUUUUUUGCUUUUAGACAAUUUUGCAUAUUAAGUCUAACUAUAAGUCAUAACUACAAUUUCACCAUUGACGUAUGCACAUCAUUUUUAGUAUAAACAGAUAUAUUCAUGAAUACCAAGUUUUAUGAUUGAACUAUUUCUUCAUUCAUAUAUGAACUGUUAUAGUCAGCAUCAUUUUGUGGUCUAUAGUAGAUGUAGAUUGUUGAACAUUAUCUGUUAUUGCUGAUAUCUAAACCCAAAAAAUAUCCAAAGCAUGCAACAUGAACUUCUUCCCAAAAAUUGGAUUAACACCACAGGGCCCUCGUUUUGCACUUUUUACCGCCGAAUAUCGGCGGCUUCGCCCAUGAAAAAAGUAUACUUUUUUCCCCUAUUAUAGCUAAAAAUUCCCCCCUCCAAAAAAAACAUUUUUUUUAUUUUUUUAACUUUUAUACCUAUGUUGCCUGCUGGUAUCGUGCUACUAACCUUUGAUUAAAUGUAUAUUUAUGUAAAUCACAUUAAAAUAUUAUAGUGCAAACAUGUACAAAAAAAAUGAAGUAAUGAGAGACUAAGUAAAAAAAAUCCCUCAUAAAAGGUAAUCUACGCAAAAAUUCCCCCUCAUGACGGCUGUGGGUGGCUUCCCCUGGCGGCAAGAGAGGGCCCUGCACCAUCACAUGCAUUACCUGAUUUGUUCUCUUCUUCCAUGCUAUUCUUUGUUUGUAUUGGACAUGUACCUUCAUGUUUUUUUGUCUCAAUGAAGACCAUAAAAAGUUUCUUUUAUCUAACAUAUCACUUAGUUUAAACCUAUUGAUUUUAGCUCUAUUGCAUUUAAAGCUUUAGGCUUAUUGAAACACUCACUUGUCCGUUUCCUGGUACUAUUGAGUUUCUUUGGGGGAGAUCGAAGGAACGCUCUCAGUUGGGAUCCAACCUGUCACAACAUAUCCACUAUGGCACUGUGACCUAAAGGUAAUAGUCAUAUUUGACAUGGUAACAUCAUAUCAAUUAUCAUUGUGGAUUGUUCAACCUUUAUAAGUACUUAACUGUAUACAUGAUAAGUAUCUGAUUCUCCUUGCGCACAUAAUGAUAUGUAGCAUGUAGCACUUUUAAAUAUUUGUUAAUUAGAUAAAAGUUGUUGGUGGAGAUUGUAAGGAAUAAUAUUAGUAGUUUUCUUUCAUAAGUCCAUAAAAUAAAUGCUGUAUUUGUGUAAGUCAUACUUAAGAUCUUCUAAAAAAUAUGCAGUUAUUGAUCUAUUUAGUUUAUGUUUACGAGCAGGUUUAAGCUGUAUUAUUUCGGUAAUAAAGCCACGUACCCCUA
Dreissena polymorpha is the source of this 2877-nucleotide messenger RNA. RefSeq lists its product as uncharacterized. The coding region runs from base 126 to 1196 and encodes 356 amino acids. The record is from RefSeq and is a predicted model, not a curated record. The transcript is spliced from 2 exons. NCBI's taxonomy places the organism in Eukaryota, Metazoa, Mollusca, Bivalvia, Myida, Dreissenidae.